This is a messenger RNA of Durotheca rogersii, 1525 nucleotides long. Its product is annotated as AMMECR1 domain-containing protein. The transcript is spliced from 2 exons. NCBI's taxonomy places the organism in Eukaryota, Fungi, Ascomycota, Sordariomycetes, Xylariales, Xylariaceae. The coding region runs from base 426 to 1259 and encodes 277 amino acids. The record is from RefSeq and is a predicted model, not a curated record.
GUCCUUCGUCUUAGGUAAUACCUGUAGCUGCCGUAGGGGAGUACAUAGCAACAAGGCUGGCGCUUCUAGGUUGUCCAAAUCACAUUAGUAGCUCAUUUCCAAGCUCAGGCAUCAUCACCCCCACCGCUUCCACCCACUACCGCCAUCACUGCCACCAGUAUCAACCACUUCUCCUUCUCCCUUCUCCCUACUCCCUCCUCCCUCCUCCCUCCUCCAUCAUCGCCGUCGGAACCCCUCGAACGCACACGCACACACGCGCUGCCCGGCUGUACGUUCCAGGAUAGUCCCUCCUUUUCGGGCCCCCUCUUCUCCUGACACUCUAGUCAUCCCCAACGGUCGACGGCUCCCUCGUGUAUCCUCUUCCUCUAAUUCCCGCAACCGUGCUCCACAUCCACCCUCCGGGACAGCCGACGAAAAUACCCGAUAUGGCUACCGUGGCGCAUUGCCUCUACUGUUUCGAGACCUUGGCUGCUUACCUCGAAGCCCGCAAACCUAUGAGUCUUGGCGAGGUCGAGAAAUCAUGGGAUGAAUACCGCCGGGACCCCUUGGCCGAGCUCGGCCAAAAUGCAGAGGCAUCCAAGUCUGGGAGCGCCGACAAGCCCGUCCCGGCUCUCGCGCGGGUACUCAAUUCCGACGACAGCACUACCAGCGGCUCUAACUCGCCCUCGGACGGGUCAACUAUAUCCCUCACCGCCGAAACUCCCGCAACGUCCACCGACUCGCUCCCAGCUGCUGGGCCCGCGAUUACGGAGUCACCACUCUUCGUCACCUGGAAUACAGUCUCCGCUCGGACCGGAGACACUUCUCUGCGCGGCUGCAUCGGCACCUUUGAAGCUCAGGAGCUUGACGAGGGCCUCUCCUCCUACGCCAUCACCUCCGCCAUCCACGAUAUGCGCUUCGACCCCAUCACCAAGCGGGAACUACCUUCACUUGAGGCUGCCGUUACCCUCUUAACCGACUUCGAGGACUGCGACGACGCCAUGGACUGGGAUAUCGGCACCCACGGCCUACGCAUCAGCUUCUCUGACCGUGGUCGCCGCUACGGCGCCACCUACCUGCCCGACGUCGCCGAGGAGCAGGGCUGGACCAAGGAGGAGACUCUCGUGAGCCUGAUGCGUAAAGCCGGCUGGGUUGGUAAGAAGGACAAGUGGCAGGCUGUCGAUCUCAAGGUAGUGCGUUACCAAGGGCGGAAGAAGUCGCUGCAGUACCCUGAGUAUAAGCGCUGGCGCGACUGGGUCAAGCAGAAGGGUGAGGCAUAGACAGGCACAGACGCGCAACAGACGCGCACGCGUGAGUCCGCGAGCGUAGGCGCAGUUAGAUUUCCACUGCCACCAUUAAUUAUUACGCUGGGCAGAUGGCAGCUGCCUACGGGCAUUUUUCGGGUCGGUGGGAGGAGUCAGGGCGCAUCGAGAGACAGGCCGGCCAGGUGGGUCAUCUCAUGCUACAGGUAGAUUCGGACUUUGUUUUCCCUCUGUGAUUGUUAUAGACCGUCCUCCUCUGGUUAGUCUAGAUAUCGAGUCUGAGG